Penicillium vulpinum is the source of this 1617-nucleotide messenger RNA. RefSeq lists its product as uncharacterized. Gene Ontology annotation, molecular function: aminopeptidase activity. NCBI's taxonomy places the organism in Eukaryota, Fungi, Ascomycota, Eurotiomycetes, Eurotiales, Aspergillaceae. The record is from RefSeq and is a predicted model, not a curated record. The transcript has a single exon. The coding region runs from base 1 to 1617 and encodes 538 amino acids.
AUGACAAUAACCAAAGAAAAGGUACAGGAGAUCUUGAACAAAGCUGCCCUGCGCUAUCGAGGCCCAGGGGGUGCGAUCGCUGUUGUCAAAGAUGGCGAGGUCAUCGGCCAGCGCAUCUGGGGAUUCGCCCACCUGGACGAACGCAUCCCCAUGACACCUGAAAUGCAGUUACCCAUCUGUUCAAUUACUAAACAAUUUGUCUGUGCACUAUUGAUUGACCUGGAGCGCAACCCAACACCAACACUAGCUGCAAAAGGCGAUUUCCGGAAACAGCUCUCAGACCACCUCACCGAAAUACUAAGCCCGGAGCUCACCCGUGACGGUGACCUGACAAUCGACCAGCUAUGUGACAUGCAAUCCGGUAUGCGCGACUACUGGGCUAUGACCACGCUGUGGGGGUCCAAGCCCGACGACGAGUUCCUGCUAGCCCGAGACUGCGGUCCAAUGCUCGCUCGAAGCAAGUCAUUCCAGUUCGCGCCGGGAACGGAAUAUUCCUACUGCAAUGUCAACUUCCACAUCGUCGCCAGAGUAAUUGAGCGGGCUACGGGGGAGCCUCUUGACAAAUUGCUCAAAGAGCGAAUCCUCCGCCCGGCUGGUAUGAGCACGGCAUCCCUUUGUCCUUACACCGCAUAUCACCCACCGCCGUGUGUCGGCUAUGAGGGCGACGAGCAGCAUGGUUUUACAGCGGCCGUCAAUAGAAUAGAAUGGUCUGGUGAUGCUGGAUUAGUUGCCUCACUCACUGAUAUGAUCGCGUACGAGAAGUAUCUCGAUCAAUGUUAUGCUGAUCCGCAGAGCUGGUACCGUGCCGCUAUUGCUGAUCCGAAGUUCAAAGAUGGUACCCCUGCGAGGUAUCGGUAUGGGCUAAGUCACACUGACAUCGAUGGCGUGAAUACGAUCGGUCAUGGUGGAGCGUUGCGAGGAUAUCGACUGCACCGGCGACACGCACCAGAAGAGCGCUUGUCUGUCGUCGUUAUGUUUAACAGUGACACCAGCGCAUUCGGUCCCAACAUUGAUAUAUUCCGAGAGCUGUUAGAGCUACCUAAGCCUGCGCCAGCAUCGAUUCAGCCGGCUGCGAGUUGGGUUGGCGCGUUCCUUGACCAGGAUACCAAGCUGUCGAUUGUUAUCACCAAGGGCACACGGGAGGGAGAAGUGGCCAUCAGCUACGAUGGCGCUCCUGAACCUAUCAAGCUUAGUACACCGAAUCAUGGGAAGUCUGAUUCUAUGGUUGCGACGGUUGAUGGAGAUUUGUUGACUAUUCAUCGCGUGGGAGAUAACCGGAUACUCAGUGCUCGGCGUGUUGUUCCGAAUGAAUCAAUUCUUAAAGAUGCUUCAUUCCAGGGUGUCUACCACUGCGCCGAGAUUGAAUCUACCUUCCAUUGCAUUGGCGAGGAUGGCGUGUUAUAUGGUGCAUUUGAUGGAUAUCUGGGUCGAGGAAAUGCAACUCCAAUGAAAUAUCUGGGAGAUGAUGUUUGGGUCUUGACUUGUCCACGCGGUUUGGAUGCGCCAGCUCCAGGAGACUGGACCAUUGUCUUUUCUCGGGAUGAGCAUAAUGCAAUUCAAGGGUUUACGAUUGGCUGUUGGUUGGCUAGGAAGGUUGACUACGUGAAGAAACCCUGA